AUAGUAAAUUUAUUUAUUGCUCUUGCAAGUUUGAGCAUAACGUUACCGCGAAAACGUAUUAUUUUCUCACCAAAUAUUUCAGUCAAGGUGAGUGGUUACGUGCUUUAUAAAUUCACGUGCAUUUUGGUAGUGCUUUUUUCCCGCGCUUCACCAAUGCCCUGAUUAUUAUUGAGACAUACGUUAUGGACUUUCGGAGCAUAUCAAGUUUUGUUAACUCGCCGGGAUCUGAUAGUUUGCAGACGAACCCUUCCUCACCGCUGGAUCAAUUCCGUUCUACUACUGGAUCGGGGCCAGUGAAGAUACAGACCAAACCUAUUUGUGAGGGAUGCCGUAAAGUGAUACAUGACCGCUGGCUGCUUCGGGUUGGAGACUCGAUGUACCACAUGUCGUGCCUGCGAUGCUGCUUAUGUCUUCGUACGCUGGACAGCCAUACCUCUUGCUUUGUCAGAGACGAACAAGUCUAUUGCAAAUAUCACUACCAAAGCCGAUUUUGUCCAAAAUGUGUUGGUUGUAACGAGCCAUUGCUGCCAUCUGAUUGGGUACGGACAGCGCGUGACUUUAUUUACCAUUUGGAUUGCUUCUGCUGUCAUGUAUGCAAACGGAAGCUAACCACUGGAGACGCAUGCGCAGUUAGACCGGAAGGUGUUAUGUGCUUAGAUCACUGUGAUGGACCAUCUACGCCAGACGACGAUAAUAUAUCAGUAUCUUCUGUUGACUCGGACUAUCGUGGUUCAGAAACGGAUGAGAGGGGCUUAAGUGGUAAGAGACCGAGAACAACUUUUACACAAGUUCAAACCAAACUUCUACAAGACAAUUUCAGACGAAAUCCAAACCCUUCUCCAGAAGAAAUGGAAAGAAUAGCAGAUAUGACUGGACAUCCAAGAAAAACAGUGAUGAUAUGGUUUCAGAACGCACGUGCAAGGAAUAAAAAGCUUUUAUUGAGCGGCAGCAUUACAUCUGCAAAUCAGUCAAAGAAAGCUGGUACCUGCCACUGGAUUGCUAACCCUUGUUCACCGGGAACCAUUCCAUUUUCAGAAUAGGAAAGACUGGUUCAGUGAUAUGUCUCAGGAUCAUUAAUUUUGCUACUGCGUACGACAGACUGUAAAACAUCAGUGAACCAAACAAAUUCAAUAAGAGUGCUUUUCAUUUAU
This is a messenger RNA of Ruditapes philippinarum (Manila clam), 1151 nucleotides long. Its product is annotated as LIM/homeobox protein Awh-like. NCBI's taxonomy places the organism in Eukaryota, Metazoa, Mollusca, Bivalvia, Venerida, Veneridae. The record is from RefSeq and is a predicted model, not a curated record. The coding region runs from base 183 to 1040 and encodes 285 amino acids. Gene Ontology annotation, molecular function: DNA-binding transcription factor activity, RNA polymerase II-specific; RNA polymerase II transcription regulatory region sequence-specific DNA binding. Gene Ontology annotation, cellular component: nucleus. Gene Ontology annotation, biological process: neuron differentiation; regulation of transcription by RNA polymerase II. The transcript has 6 exons.